AUGCUACUGACGAUUGACAGCCUUGACACAUUAUCAGAUGCUAUGCGUAAAGCCGGACUGGAAAACACGAACAUGAUUUUCGGAAUCGACUACACUGCCAGCAAUAAAUACCAAGGUGAAGAUUCGUUUGGCGGACGAUCUCUGCACACUAUACAUCCAAACGUAAAGAAUCCUUACCAGCAGGUAAUGACCAUUCUUGGUCGUACUCUAGCUCCGUUUGCCAGCACGGGUCGCAUCCCAGUAUUUGGCUUUGGUGACGCCAAAACUGGCGAUUGGAGUGUUUUUCCUCUAAAACAAAAUGGUGACUGCACAUCUCUUGAAGAAGUGCUCAAGGUAUACAACGAAGUAACGCCAACUGUAGAUCUCAGUGGACCUACAAAUUUUGCUCCCCUCAUAUAUCAAGCCAUGGAGAUUUGUCAGGCUGCCAGCGAUUACCAUAUACUGGUAAUAAUUGCUGACGGUCAAGUGACUAAUGAACGAGCGACCAGACGGGCAAUCGUGCAAGCAUGUCAGUAUCCACUUUCGAUCAUCGUAGUUGGUGUCGGUGAUGGACCUUGGGAAAUGAUGAGGGUGUGUAUCUUCAAUUGCCUUUGA
Messenger RNA from Cylicostephanus goldi, 594 nucleotides. Lineage: Eukaryota; Metazoa; Nematoda; Chromadorea; Rhabditida; Strongylidae. The record is from the annotation of a GenBank genome assembly.